Messenger RNA from Lepus europaeus (European hare), 2733 nucleotides. RefSeq names its product CCR4-NOT transcription complex subunit 10 (gene CNOT10). Gene Ontology annotation, biological process: negative regulation of translation; mRNA catabolic process. The coding region runs from base 216 to 2447 and encodes 743 amino acids. Gene Ontology annotation, cellular component: CCR4-NOT complex. The transcript is spliced from 19 exons. The record is from RefSeq and is a predicted model, not a curated record. NCBI's taxonomy places the organism in Eukaryota, Metazoa, Chordata, Mammalia, Lagomorpha, Leporidae. Gene Ontology annotation, molecular function: protein binding.
GGCGGGGACGCCGCCGCUGCUGUUGCUAGACGACGCGGACCCGCUCUCGUCACUUCCUCAGCCCGCCGUCUGCCCACUCUCCAGGCCGGAACCGGGGGGCCCGGAGUCGGGGUGGGCUCCAGAGUUGUCCUCCGAGGUCCCGGACAGCGGCCAGCCCGGCGGCGGGAGUCGGGGCCACGCCGCCUGCAGGGAGGAACUCGAGCCGAGGCGGGAAGAUGGCUGCAGACAAGCCCGCAGAUCAGGGCGCAGAGAAGCACGAAGGGGCAGGUCAGUCGUCCGGCAUCACGGAUCAAGAGAAGGAGUUCUCCACGAACGCUUUCCAGGCUUUCACAUCUGGAAAUUAUGAUGCCUGUCUACAACACCUCGCCUGUCUACAAGAUAUAAACAAAGAUGAUUAUAAAAUAAUUUUGAAUACAGCAGUAGCUGAAUUUUUUAAAAGUAACCAAACAACAACAGAUAAUUUGAGACAAACACUUAACCAGCUGAAGAAUCAGGUGCACUCAGCUGUGGAAGAAAUGGAUGGGUUAGAUGACGUGGAGAACAGCGUGCUGUACUACAACCAGGCCGUCAUUCUGUACCACCUGCGGCAGUACACGGAGGCCAUCUCUGUGGGCGAGAAGCUUUAUCAGUUCAUAGAACCUUUUGAAGAAAAAUUUGCCCAAGCAGUCUGUUUUUUGCUUGUAGACCUGUAUAUAUUAACCUACCAAGCUGAGAAGGCUUUGCAUCUUCUUGCAGUCCUAGAAAAAAUGAUAUCACAAGGCAACAAUAAUAAAAACGGGAAGAAUGAGACCGGUAAUAAUACCAGCAAAGAUGGGUCAAAUCAUAAAGCUGAGAGUGGAGCUGUGAUAGAAGCCGCGAAGUCAAAGAUACAUCAGUACAGAGUAAGAGCUUACAUCCAAAUGAAGUCCCUGAAAGCCUGUAAGAGGGAAAUCAAGUCAGUCAUGAACACAGCUGGAAAUUCGGCACCCUCUCUGUUUCUUAAAAGCAAUUUUGAAUACUUACGGGGCAAUUACCGGAAAGCUGUGAAGCUUUUAAACAGUUCCAACAUUGCUGAGCACCCAGGAUUCAUGAAAACAGGUGAAUGCCUGAGGUGUAUGUUCUGGAAUAAUCUCGGGUGCAUCCACUUUGCCAUGAGCAAGCACAAUCUGGGGAUUUUCUACUUUAAGAAGGCCUUGCAGGAGAAUGACAACGUCUGUGCACAGCUCAGUGCGGGCAGCGCCGACCCAGGCAGAAAAUUCUCUGGAAGACCCAUGUGCACGUUGCUGACCAACAAGCGGUAUGAGUUGCUGUAUAACUGUGGGAUCCAGCUUCUCCACAUUGGGAGGCCCCUCGCUGCCUUUGAGUGUCUGAUUGAAGCUGUCCAGGUGUAUCAUGCAAAUCCACGCCUGUGGCUUCGGCUGGCUGAGUGCUGCAUCGCUGCCAACAAGGGGACUUCUGAACAAGAAACUAAAGGUCUUCCAAGCAAAAAAGGAAUUGUUCAGUCUAUUGUUGGUCAAGGCUAUCAUCGUAAAAUAGUCCUGGCAUCACAGUCUAUACAGAACACUGUAUAUAAUGAUGGACAGUCUUCUGCUAUCCCAGUAGCCAGUAUGGAGUUUGCAGCCAUUUGUCUCAGAAAUGCCUUGUUGCUGUUACCUGAAGAACAGCAAGACCCAAAACAGGAAAAUGGGUCUAAAAAUAGUAACCAACUAGGUGGAAACACAGAAAGCAGCGAAAGCAGUGAGACCUGCAGCAGUAAAAGCCAUGAUGGAGAUAAAUUCAUUCCAGCUCCACCGUCUUCACCAUUGAGAAAGCAGGAAUUAGAAAACUUAAAGUGCUCCAUACUGGCUUGCAGUGCUUACGUGGCUCUGGCUUUGGGCGAUAACCUUAUGGCUUUGAACCACGCAGAUAAACUUCUUCAGCAGCCCAAGCUGUCAGGAUCUCUUAAGUUUCUGGGCCACCUCUACGCUGCAGAAGCCCUCAUCUCGCUCGACAGAAUAUCUGACGCCAUCACUCACUUGAACCCGGAGAACGUCACUGAUGUCUCCUUAGGGAUCUCCUCAAACGAGCAGGACCAAGGAUCGGACAAAGGUGAAAAUGAACCAAUGGAAUCCUCCGGGAAGCGGGCCCCUCAGUGCUACCCCAGUUCCGUCAACUCCGCCAGGACCGUGAUGCUCUUCAACCUGGGCAGCGCCUACUGCUUGAGGAGUGAGUACGACAAAGCCCGCAAGUGUCUGCACCAGGCGGCGUCCAUGAUCCACCCGAAGGAGGUGCCCCCCGAGGCCAUUCUGCUGGCCGUGUACCUGGAGCUGCAGAACGGUAAUACCCAGCUGGCCUUGCAGAUCAUCAAAAGGAAUCAGCUGCUGCCCACAGUGAAGGCGCACUCGGAGCUGAGAAAGAAGGCGGUGUUCCCGCCCACCCACCCGAUCCAGCCCAUCCAGAUGCCGGCCUUCACCGUGCAGAGAAAGUGACAUUUCGCUUUUGGGGAAAAAAACUGUUACCUGAGACCCAGGGCAGUACUCACUGGCCUCUUCAGUUGUGCACAGCAGAACGAAUAAAAGACCGAUGGUGAAGGUGCUAGUUUUGCAGGCACAGUUUUAAGACCGUCCACCCCUUUUAUUCCAGGUCACUUAGAUUGAAGGAUUCUCACAGACUCAUUCCCAGCGGCCUCUCUCAGACUCUGCCAGACUGUUAUUACUAAUUUUGUGGCAUUAUGUGAUCUGUGGCAUAGGCGAUUAAAACAUGAUCUGCUCAGAA